AUGAAGACCCCCCCCCGUCACACUCCCCCCAUCACCCACCUGGAGAGUACGACCCCCCAUCACACUCCUCCAUCACCCACCUGGAGAGUACGACCCCCCGUCACACUCCUAAAUCACCCACCUGGAGAGUACGACCCCCCGUCACACUCCUCCAUCACCCACCUGGAGAGUACGACACCAUGUCACACUCCUCCAUCACCCACCUGGAGAGUACGACCCCCCGUCACACUCCUCCAUCACCCACCUGGAGAGUACGACCCCUCGUCACACUCCUCCAUCACCCACCUGGAGAGUACGACCCCCCGUCACACUCCUCCAUCACCCACCUGGAGAGUACGACCGCCCGUCACACUCCUCCAUCACCCACCUGGAGAGUACGACCCCCCGGGUCUCACUCCUCCAUCACCCACCUGGAGAGUACGACACCAUGUCACACUCCUCCAUCACCCACCUGGAGAGUACAACACCAUGUCACACUCCUCCAUCACCCACCUGGAGAGUACAACACCAUGUCACACUCCUCCAUCACCCACCUGGAGAGUACAACACCAUGUCACACUCCUCCAUCACCCACCUGGAGAGUACGACCCCCCAUCACACUUCCCCAUCACCCACCUGGAGAGUACGACCCCCCCCCCCCGUCACACUCCUCCAUCACCCACCUGGAGAGUACGACCCCCCAUCACACUUCCCCAUCACCCACCUGGAGAGUACGACCCCCCAUCACACUCCUCCAUCACCCACCUGGAGAGUACGACCCCCCGUCACACUCCUCCAUCACCCACCUGGAGAGUACAACACCAUGUCACACUCCUCCAUCACCCACCUGAAGAGUACGACCCCCCGUCACACUCCUCCAUCACCCACCUGGAGAGUACGACACCAUGUCACACUCCUCCAUCACCCACCUGGAGAGUACAACACCAUGUCACACUCCUCCAUCACCCACCUGGAGAGUACGACCCCCCGUCACACUCCUCCAUCACCCACCUGAAGAGUACGACCCCCCGUCACACUCCUCCAUAA
Oncorhynchus kisutch (coho salmon) is the source of this 1026-nucleotide messenger RNA. RefSeq names its product extensin-like. The record is from RefSeq and is a predicted model, not a curated record. Bases 1 to 1026 code for a protein of 341 amino acids. The transcript has a single exon. Lineage: Eukaryota; Metazoa; Chordata; Actinopteri; Salmoniformes; Salmonidae.